GCCUGCCUUAAUGAAUGACUCYGCACCAUAACACUGAGGGUUAGCCUAACUUCCUCAGCUCCUCUCACACUUUUCUGGAAAGAGCAAUGGAAUCUCUUCAAAUUUGGCAACCUUGUAAUCACAGCGACUUCAGCUGCCCAAUCUGUCUGCAAACAGCUACUUGCCCAGUAGAAACCAACUGUGGACAUCUAUUCUGUGGUCCCUGUCUUAUCACAUACUGGAAACAUAGUCCCUGUUUAGGAGCUAUAACCUGUCCUCUCUGCAGACAAAAGGUGAUUCUUCUGGAUAAUAUCUCUUGUGGAAAACAACAAGAUAAACCAACUAAACAAAUUGUGCAUGACAUUAGAAAUUACAACAAGCGCUUCUCAGGGCAGCCUCGACCUUUUGCAGAUUACCUUUAUGACAUGCCGUUACUCCUGACUGUUGUGUUGCGAGGAAUCUUUACCUGGGAUGGUCUCGUAUGGAUUUUUUUCCUAAGAGUUGCUGUUUGUGCUUUAGGGGCAAUCAUUUGCUUACCUUCUCCAUUCAACACAAUGCCUGGGCUUCUCUGCAGGAUACUUGGAGCAGCUGAUGACAUGGUGGUAGUUUUCCUUCUUUUAAUAUGCAUGAUAAACAUUGGCCAGCAAAUUCUAUCAGACAGGGUAGAUAUGGCAAGGUCUGCAUCUCAGAGCAUGCUACUGGAAUCCUGACUCACAUCCUGAUCCCUCAGACUUCAUCAAAUGGUGAGGGGCUUCGCCUUGGUUUGUGGCAGCAUGUGAUGGGUUUGUCAUUCUGCUGCAGACAAGGGCUGAAGCAGGACUCGAGAUGCUGGGCAUGGCCAGGUGAUCCAGYGUGCAUGUGCUUACAAGGCUGGGUUUAUAUGUAACUACAUUUGCUCGUUCAUGC
Messenger RNA from Nothoprocta perdicaria, 885 nucleotides. Its product is annotated as E3 ubiquitin-protein ligase RNF170-like. The record is from RefSeq and is a predicted model, not a curated record. Lineage: Eukaryota; Metazoa; Chordata; Aves; Tinamiformes; Tinamidae. Bases 87 to 689 code for a protein of 200 amino acids. Gene Ontology annotation, molecular function: ubiquitin protein ligase activity; metal ion binding. The transcript is spliced from 5 exons.